UACUGAAAACAAAUAAAGCCAAAGUAUUACUACGCAAUUCCAAUUCAUUACAAGUUUCAUUUUACUGAAACUGAGCGGAGUUCACGAGAAAGACCAUACAAAAUCAAAAUUCGAAGAUCCAAAGUACAGCAUUUCACCAAACAAAGGGACAAUUAUCACUUCUACGAACACGGAAGAAGCGAGAAAUGGCAGAAGAAGUGCGCAACAAACAGGUCAUUCUGAAACACUUUGUCACCAGUGACCUUAAGGAAUCAGACAUGGAAUUCAAAAAUACCACCGUCAAAUUGAAUGUUCCAGAAGGUUGUAAUGCUAUGGUUUUGAAGAAUAUUUUUUUGUCAUGUGACCCUUACAUGCGGUUACGCAUGAAGAAAUUUGAGGGUAGCUAUAUUGAGUCCUUCACUCCAGGCUCUCCUAUCACAGGAUAUGGAGUGGCUAAAGUUUUGGAGUCUGGUGAUUCGAACUUCCAGAAAGGUGACUUAGUUUUGGGAAGGACUGGAUGGGAGGAGUAUAGUAUUGUAACAGCUACUCCGACUCUGUUUAAAAUUCAUGACAAGGAUGUGCCUCUUUCCUACUAUACAGGAAUCCUCGGUAUGCCUGGUCUCACAGCUUAUGCUGGUUUUUACGAGGUUUGCUCUCCUAAGAAGGGAGAAACCGUCUUUGUUUCAGCUGCUUCUGGAGCAGUUGGUCAGCUCGUUGGGCAAUUUGCAAAGAUGUUGGGUUGCUAUGUUGUCGGUAGUGCUGGAAGUAAAGAAAAGGUUGAUCGGUUGAAGAGCACGUUUGGUUUUGAUGAAGCUUUUAACUACAAAGAGGAGCAGGAUUUAGAUGCGGCUUUGAAGAAGUACUUCCCUGAUGGAAUCGACAUCUACUUUGAGAAUGUUGGAGGGAAGAUGCUUGAUGCAGUUCUUCUGAAUAUGAAAAUCCAUGGUCGUAUUGCUGUGUGUGGGAUGAUAUCUCAAUACAACCUUGAGCAGACUGAAGGAGUGCACAACUUGUUCUGUCUCAUCUCAAAACGAAUCCGCAUGGAAGGAUUUCUUGUUCGUGAUUACUAUCAUCUUUACCCUAAGUAUUUGGAAAUGAUCAUUCCGCAAAUCAAGGCUGGUAAGGUUGUGUAUGUGGAAGACGUAGCUGAAGGCCUCGAAAGUGCUCCCAGUGCUCUAGUUGGUCUCUUCUCUGGUCGCAAUAUUGGAAAGCAAGUUGUGAUGGUUUCGCGUGAAUGAUUGUUUAGAUGGUGGUUAAUGUGCAAGUUCUUGUAAAUAAAACUCUGUUGCAGAUUUAGUAGAGUUAUUUGUGUUUGUGGGUGGGGUAUUUCGGGAAAAACCUCUCUAACUUCAUGAGGUAGUGGUAACUGGUAACGUCUUCCUGACCCCACUUGUGGAAUUUCAAUGGCUAUGUUGUUGUAUUUGUGUUAUUGCAUUAGGGAACUUUUCGAUUUCAUGAUUUUGCUUAAUGCAUAUAUAUGUUGUCUGCUUCGAGCAAAAAUA
Molecule: messenger RNA, 1481 nt
Organism: Solanum pennellii
Lineage: Eukaryota; Viridiplantae; Streptophyta; Magnoliopsida; Solanales; Solanaceae
Product: 2-alkenal reductase (NADP(+)-dependent)
Exons: 2
Coding region: 186-1217 (343 amino acids)
Molecular function (GO): 2-alkenal reductase [NAD(P)H] activity
Source: RefSeq, a predicted model, not a curated record